AUGGUUGGUAAUACUGAGUCUACGGUUAGGGGAGCUGGGGAGCCUCAAACCACCAACAUGGCGCUCCACGAUGGGUCUGACCCAGCCCCCGCCGGCCAGACGGCUACCAACGAAGGUUCGACUAUUAAAGAUGAUCUUCGCAAGCAACGUACUGGUCUUCGUCGACAGCUUGGCCGUCUGAAAGGUCAGCUCCUGAAGAUCCGGUCUGAUAUCGAUAACCUCGUGGCGGUUGAUACUCCUUCUGAUGAUGAGGCCUAUGUAGAGUUACUUAGAAGGGAAAAAGAGUCUGAAGACCGCAUUGAGGCAUUUGAAGUUGAUUUGGGUACGGUCCAGCAGCGGUAUGAUGAGUUAUUUCUCACCAAUCGACCAAGUAUCUUAGCUGUCAACAAGGACGAUGAUGUGAAGUCGGAUGUUAUGUCCUACGGAUCUAUUAAGGUGGAUCCUCGUCGUUUGGCUCUUGGUCCUGCUACUGUAUCACCGUUAUCUUCUACGGAUAUUAAUACCCCCAAGAAGAGGCUUUCUUCUGAGACUCUGGGAAAGAUGAAGUUUCCCUCUCUGACGGAUCCAUAUCGUCUACGAGCCCAUUUAUCUGCCUUCAUGCGGAUGACUUCAGAAGCUGGUGGUGGUGUUUACUCAACUGGCCCCGAUGGUGAGAGACUUGUGCCUCAUUCGGAGUUGGAAUGCUCGCUCACAGUUGCCCUUUUGAGCACCUUGAAGGAUAAGAGCAUGAAUGAGGCCGCUACAGAUAAAGCCAAUGAUUACCUAUAUAAGUGGCAGCCUCUAAUUGACUACCUCUACCGGCGGUAUGCCCGGAGGCCCGUGCUGAAAUCUGAGUAUCAGCGUCGCUUGAAGAUGCUCAGCUUUGAUGGAAUUGUCAGUUGUGAGGACUUCAUCAGUAAGGUUGAAGGUAUUCAUCAUAUAUAUGAUGUGGUAUUUCCCGGUGAUAACAGUGAGCUCCGAUUCAUGACGAGGACAGUGGUAUCUAAGCUUCCCCCUGACAUCGCCAAGCAAGUACUUGAGCGGGUCCGAACAACGCAUGCUACGAUGAGCGGUUCUGGAAUAGUGGCAAGUGAUGUCACCGACGAGGGCCAGGGUGUGAUUUUUGCAAGUGUUAAUUUCCAUUCCUGA
Molecule: messenger RNA, 1128 nt
Organism: Perkinsus marinus ATCC 50983
Lineage: Eukaryota; Perkinsozoa; Perkinsida; Perkinsidae
Exons: 1
Coding region: 1-1128 (375 amino acids)
Source: RefSeq, a predicted model, not a curated record